This is a messenger RNA of Pogoniulus pusillus (Red-fronted tinkerbird), 2194 nucleotides long. It is a transcript of the gene OIT3, whose product is annotated as oncoprotein induced transcript 3. NCBI's taxonomy places the organism in Eukaryota, Metazoa, Chordata, Aves, Piciformes, Lybiidae. Gene Ontology annotation, molecular function: calcium ion binding. Bases 1 to 1749 code for a protein of 582 amino acids. The transcript has 10 exons. The record is from RefSeq and is a predicted model, not a curated record.
AUGGGCAGCCUCCUGGGCCUCACUGUCACCAAGGAGAGCAGUUCUGAUACUUACCUGAAUAAAACUAUAAUUUUUCAUUCCUUGCAAUUAUCAGUCAACAGCUUAGUUUGGUGUCUACUAGAUGUUCUCUCUCAUCUCUUGCUACAUGUCUCAGCCCUGGACCCCUGCUCAGCCUACAUCAGCCUGAACGAGCCCUGGCGGAACACAGACCAUCAGAUCAACGGUUCCCACGGGCAGCCGACGUGCGACAGCCAGAUCGAAGGGGAGUGGUAUCGUUUCACUGGCAUGGCUGGUGAUGCCAUGCCCACCUUCUGCAUCCCAGAGAACCACUGUGGCACCCACGCUCCCAUCUGGCUGAACGGCAGCCACCCGAGAGAGGUGGAUGGCGUCGUCCCGCGCCAGGCCUGCGCCAGCUUCAAUGGCAAUUGCUGCCUCUGGAACACCACCAUUGAAGUCAAGGCAUGUCCAGGCGGGUACUACGUGUAUCACCUCACCAAGCCCAGUGUGUGCUUCCAUGCCUACUGUGGGCAUUUUUAUGACAUCUGUGAUGUGGUGGAUUGCCAGGGCUCCUGCCUGGACUCUAGUGACUGCACGUGCUCCCCUGGGACAACACUAGGACCUGAUGGGCAAACAUGUCUUGAUCAGAAUGAAUGCGAGGAGAACAAUGGAGGCUGCAGUGAGUUUUGUGUUAACCUGAAGAACUCCUACCGCUGCGAGUGUGGGAUUGGACGCACGCUGGGAAGCGAUGGGAAGACCUGUGAAGAAAUUGAAGGCUGUCACAACAACAAUGGAGGCUGCAGCCAUACCUGUAUUGAAGUGGAAGACACAUACCAAUGUGAAUGUCCAAGGGGACUCGUUCUGUCAGAAGACAACCACACUUGCCAAGUUCCAGUGCUGUGCAAGUCAAGCUCUAUUGAGGUCAACAUCCCAAAGGACCUGGUUGGAGGCCUGGACCUUUCCCUCAUCAACACUUCAUGCAAAGGAGUAUCCAAUGGCACUCAUGUCAACAUCCAUUUCUCCUUGAAGUCCUGUGGCACUGUUGUAGACGUUGUAAAUGACAAAAUCAUUGCCACCAACCUGGUGACUGGCUUGCCCAAGCAGACUCCAGGAAGCAACGGGGACAUCAUUGUGCGCACCAGCAAGCUGCUGAUCCCGGUGACCUGCGAGUUCCCGCGCCGGUACACCAUCUCUGAAGGCUAUGUGCCUAACCUCAAGAACUCCCCCUUGGAAAUCAUGAGCCGCAACCAGGGCAUCUUUCCCUUCACUCUUGAGAUCUUCAAAGACAAAGAUUUUGAUGAACCCUACAGGGAUGCUCUUCCCACCCUCAAGCUUCGGGACUCACUGUACUUUGGGAUUGAACCGCUGGUCCACGUCAGUGGACUGGAAACACUGGUAGAGAGCUGCUUUGCCACUCCCACCUCAAAAAUUGAUGAGAUCCUCAAGUACUACCUGAUUCAAGAUGGCUGUGUUUCUGAUGAUUCAGUGAAGCAGUACACGUCAAAGGACCACCUUGCCAAGCAUUUCCAGGUUCCUGUAUUCAAGUUUGUGGGCAAAGACAACAAGGAGGUCUUCUUGCACUGCCGCAUCCUCGUGUGUGGAGCGCUGGACGAGAGCUCGCGCUGUGCCCAGGGCUGCCGCAGGCGUGUCCGCAGGGUGGCUGUGACAGAGGAGGAGGAGGAGGAGGAAGCUGGUCACAUGGCAAACCAUGUCCUGUCUGGUGGACCCAUCAGAAUUGACUUUGAUGACUAACAUCCACCCUCUGGAACGGCCUCUCCACCUGCCACCAGCCUUCUUCAUCAAUGCCUUCUGCCAUGGCUGUUUGAGAAAUGAAGCAUUUGGUCAAGCCCCACUUGAACCUCAAGACUUGGCCCCACAACUGCACGAUGGUCAUCUGUGGGCACACAAGGCAGCCCUCCCAGUGCCACCCAGACUGCAGAACACUUUGGCUUUACCCACAUUCCUUCCCAACAACCCUUUGGUUGAAGGAACCCUGUUGCUUUGCAGGCUUGAAACAUUACCCAGCUUUGUUUUUCCCUACAUCUGCCUGCAGGCUCCAUGGAACUGUUCCUCCUUGAGUAAACCAACAUUAUUCCAGUCCUUCUUUCAUCAGGCAGCACAAGCAGCCUCAUAGGUAAAGGUGUUUGCUGUGCUGCUCUGUGAGUGAUGCUGAAGCUAAUAAAAACAUGUAUAAACA